CGGAACCAGACACAAACGCCACUAUGGCAGUAGUUUGUAUCUGCCGGAGAGCUACAUAAUCCCGGGCGGCGGAGGGGACGAAGGCCAGCCGGACGAUCGCUGGGGUCCCUGGAGCUCCCCUUCGGAGUGUUCUCGCAGCUGCGGCGGAGGUGUUGCCUUCCAGAGCCGCGAGUGUGACGACCUUGGUCCAGAUGGUCAGCCGCGAUGCCGGGGAGGAAGCAAAAAGUAUUUCUCCUGCAACACUCAGGAUUGCCCGGAAGGAGAACCGGAUUUCCGCAAGCAGCAAUGUUCCGAAUAUAAUAGUGUCCCUUUUGAGGGCCAUCGAUACCAAUGGGUGCCGUACACGAAAGCUCCCAAUCCGUGUGAGCUUAACUGCAUGCCAAUCGGUGAACGCUUUUAUUACCGACACAAAUCCAAGGUUACCGAUGGAACUCGGUGCAGUGAUGAGUCAUUCGAUGUCUGCGUCGAUGGCACCUGUCAGUCGGUGGGUUGUGACAUGAUGCUUGGUUCGAAUGCCAAAGAGGACAAAUGCCGUAACUGUCAGGGAGAUGGAAGCGGUUGCAAAACGGUUACCGGGUUGCUGGACAUGAACAACCUUCAGGUCGGCUACAAUGACCUACUGCUGAUCCCUAGUGGUGCUACUAACGUAAUGGUCAGUGAACGCGGGCCAUCUAACAACUACCUGGCCAUCCGUAACCUCACCGGGUUCUAUCAUCUGAACGGCAACUACCGAAUCGACUUUCCGCGUACGAUUCAAUUUGCAGGCAGCGAUUGGCAUUACGAACGAAGACCCCAGGGUUUUGCUGCCCCCGAUAAGCUGACCUGUUUGGGUCCAACGACAGAAGCCGUCUAUCUGGUUCUCCUAUCUCAAGAUCGAAACGUCGGAGUCAACUACGAAUACAGCGUAGCCUCGAAAUCGGCUCCAGUUGACGAAAGAGACAGCUAUUCGUGGACGUACACCGCCUUCGAUACCUGCUCGGCAACUUGCGGUGGAGGAAUUCAGCAUAGGAACGUUACCUGUAACAGUCGCACCACUCUGAAACAGGUCGAUGACGGUCUUUGCGAUACGGGAUCCAAACCGGUGGAAUCGCAGCGUUGUGGUCAGGAGUCGUGUCCACCUCGGUGGGCCGAAAGCAACUGGAGUAACUGUUCGAUGCCGUGUGGAGGCGAAGGCAAGCAAACUCGUGAAGUCUAUUGUGAACGUAUUUCUGGCGAAGGGGUACCGAUAACUGUUGAUGAUGCUGUGUGCCUGGAGAAGGUUGGCAACAAACCAGCCACCGAACAGGAGUGCAAUAGGGGCACCAUUUGCCCGGAAUGGUUCAUCGGAAAGUGGACACCUUGCAACAAACUUUGCGGAGAAGGAGAACAGACCCGAAAGGUAACGUGCUUCCGAAAGGAAAAUGGUCGCAUAACUGUGCUAGACAAUAGUGAAUGUCCAACGGAACAACCCGCGGAAAAGCAAACCUGUAUGCUACGACCCUGCGAGGGAGUUGAUUACAUUGCAUCUUCCUGGAGUGGGUGUGAAGAGUGUGGUUCAACCUCGGAGACACGAACGGUGCACUGUGCGAGCAAAACGGGAACAAUCUACGAUGACAAGUUUUGCGCAAACCGGGAGCUACCGGAGCUAAAGCGAGAGUGUCAGUACGUUCCGUGUGAAUAUCAGUGGUUCUCAUCACAGUGGAGCAAGUGUUCUGCUAUUUGUGGUAAAGGUAUUCAAACGAGAACUGUCGUUUGCGGAGUGUUUGAUGGUCAGUCACUGAAACGAGCCGAUGACGAUUACAAGUGUGAUGCCGAUCAGCGCCCGACCAAUGAGCAGGAAUGUGAGGGGCCUGCUGAGUGUCCAGGCCAAUGGUUCACUGGUCCAUGGACUGAUUGUACAAAGGACUGUGGCGGUGGAUUCAAAUCUCGUAAAGUGCUUUGCAUUGCAAAUGGAACUGUAGUUCCAGAGACCAAUUGCAAAAUCGAUACGAUUGAACUGAGUACAGAAUCGUGUAACAGCCAUGAUUGUACGGACGAUGAAACAAUUCCUGUCGACACCACGGCAACACCACUGGAAGAUGAUUACGAUGAUGAAGAAUGGUGUGAAGAUGAUGAGGAGUCAUCGUCCGAGUCUCCAGAUGACAUUCUUAUGGUUACCGAAGACACUUCGUUGGUUGAUGGUAUUGACCUGGAAUCAACGCAUGCAACUACAGAUUCAUCAUUGGAAACUGACGAAAUGAUGUUGAGUGAUGCUACUGGAUUCGAAACUGGAGCAACAGAUUCAGACGCAACCACGGAUAUUUCUGUAGUGGAAGGGUCAGGAUUGUUUGAUCUUCGUAUUGGUGACGAUGAUGAAGGGUCAGGUGCACCUAUCGAUUCUUCUACGCCUAGUGCCAGCGAAAGUUCCAUCAGUACUGAUGCUGGAUCAACUGACUCAACCGACAUUUCAGGUUCGACGGAGACUGUAUCUGAAGGAUCUUCUUUGGAUGCACUCUCUUCGAUCAAGGUAACCGAUUCGUCAUUAGACACAUCCAGUGAUGGAAUCGAAACUUCCUCAGAGCUGGCAGCUACAGGAUCUACAAUUUCGUCUCUGAGUAGUACUUCUGAUGACACGAGCUCUGUAGCAUCUUCGACCGUUGACGCUACCUCAGAAUCAACCGGGAUCGAUUCAACGACUGCUUCAGAAACAACAGAUGCAAGUUCAAGUACAUCUGAAACAACUGAUGCUAGUUCUACAGUCGAUACGUCGUUGUCGUCAGAUGACUCUACAACCGAUGCAGUUUCUUCAACCGAUUCUUCAACGGUUGCAUCCAGUGAAACCGUGUCAGAUUCAACAGACACCUCGACUGACAGUUCUGAUAGCUCAUCAGAUCAAAGCACAGACCAAUCUCCGAGUGGCAGCUCAACAACAGAAAGCAUUGGAGAAACUUCUGAUUCGUCAGAUGCGACAGACACGGAUUCCACUGACAGUUCCGUUGCAGUUUCUGAGGAAUCUGAUGCAACAGAAGCGACACAAUCUACAGGUCCUACCGAAUCCACCGUCACAGAGGAAACGGUAUCAACUGAGGAAACUCCUACGACUGAAGCGCAAUCAACAGAUUCUACCGUCAGUGGCGCAACAGAUGCUUCAACAGAGAGCGUUUCGGAUGUUAGUGAUCUUUCAACAGAAUCAUCUACCGACGUUGAGUCGAGUACAUUCGAUAUCUGGAUGCGAGAGGGAGAGGAUGACGAAACCAGUACGCCUUAUUCGCUUUCAACCAUUCUUUCGAAAGAACAAAAACCACGCAAAUGUAAACCGAAACCUAAGACUCCGCCACAAUGUGCAUCGUCUAAAUUCGGAUGCUGUCCAGAUAAUAAAACGAAAGCAUCUGGACCAUUCGACGAAGGAUGCCCUGUUCCGGAAACAUGUAAAGAUACAAAACAUGGCUGUUGUCCAGAUGGAGUGUCGCCUGCCAAGGGUCCAAAGAACAAAGGUUGCCCGAAAUCCGAUUGCGCUGAAACGUUGUUCGGUUGCUGUCCAGAUAAGAUUACACCUUCCGAGGGUAACGAUAACGAAGGCUGUCCGGUGGAAACAACAACUGUCGGUGGUUGUAUCAUCACGAAGCAUGGCUGCUGUCCCGAUGGAGUUACCGCUGCCAAGGAUCCAAAGAACAAGGGUUGUCCCGGAGUUGAAGAUCAGAAGAAAGAAGAUGAGAAACCAGUUGAAGAGCCGAAAGGAUGUUCCGCUUCACCACACGGUUGCUGCAGCGAUAACGUUACAGCAGCCACCGGACCGAAUGGUGAAGGUUGCCAGAUGUGUUCGACUGAACCAUUCGGGUGCUGUCCAGAUGGAAAGACCCCGGCUCACGGAUACCAUGGCGAAGGAUGCUGUUUGGAAACACCAUACGGUUGCUGUCCGGAUAACAUUAACCCGGCGAGAGGACCCAGUUUGGAGGGAUGUGGAUGCGAGUACUCACCGUACGGGUGCUGUCCGGAUAAUGCUACCUCAGCUCGAGGACAUAACAACAAGGGAUGUGGUUGCCAGUAUUCUGACUUUGGUUGCUGCCCUGACAAGGAGACUGAUGCACAAGGACCUGGCUUCGAGGGUUGUCCUUGUCAUGCGUUCCAAUUUGGUUGCUGUCCCGAUGGAAUUACAGCGGCCAAGGGUCCACAUAACCAUGGCUGCCACUGUUCCUACAGUGAGUUCAAGUGUUGUUCGGAUGGUCAAACUGCUGCCCAAGGGCCGAACUUCGAGGGAUGCACGUGUGCCACCAGCAAGUACGGCUGCUGUCCAGAUGGUGUUAACGAAGCUCAAGGCAGCAAGUUCGAAGGCUGCGAAGUGGUACCGGAAUCUCCACAGAAAGCAUGCGUGCUCAAAAAGGAUAUGGGAAGUUGUCACAACUAUACCGUCAAGUACUUCUUCGACGUUGAAUACGGCGGUUGUGGUCGGUUUUGGUACGGAGGCUGCGAAGGAAAUAAGAAUCGAUUCGACACGGCCGAGGACUGUAAGCACAUUUGUGAGGCACCGGAAGGCAACGAAAAGUGUCACUUGCCGAAGAUCACUGGACCUUGCACCGGAUACUACCCUAUGUGGUACUACGAUUCGGACAGGAACCAGUGUUCCCAGUUUACGUACGGCGGAUGUCUUGGAAAUGCAAACAGAUUCGAAACGAUCGACGAGUGUAAGGCGUCGUGUGUCGUGGACGAUUCUCAGCCACCUUGUGAGCAGCCCCAGGAUGCUGGACCAUGUAAUGGAACGUUCGAGCGGUGGUCUUACGACAAGGAACGAGAUGCGUGUGUACCAUUCCACUAUGGAGGAUGCAAAGGCAACAAGAAUAACUAUCCAACGGAAAGUUCCUGCGACUAUCACUGCAAGAAGCCGGGAGUUCACAAGCCGAGCUGCAAUCUGCCAAUGGACGCAGGUAGAUGUGACAGCAAGUUGGCUCGCUGGUACUUUACUAGGGAUGAAAAUAAAUGCAUGCCUUUCUACUACACUGGUUGUGGUGGCAAUGAUAACCAAUUCAUUUCGCUGGACCAAUGCGAAGAGCAGUGUCCACCGAAAGUCGAGAAAGACAUCUGUUUCCAACCGGCGGAGAUCGGCGAGUGUCAGAAUUACACCGCUCACUGGUACUUCGAUACAAAAGAGGCUCGCUGUCGGCAGUUCUACUAUGGGGGAUGUGGCGGCAAUGGAAACAACUUUGGCGAUGAGCAAGCCUGUAUCAACCGUUGUGUCCAUGGAGGUGAGAAACCAGCGGAACCGGAACGACCUCAUGUUCCGGAAACACCUGUACGGGAGCGCUUCGAUACCCAGAGUUGCUUCUUGGAGAUGGAUUCAGGCAAUCGAGAGUGCACAGAGUGGGAACGACGGUACUUCUACGAUCGCAGCUCAGGAACUUGUACAGAAUUUACGUACACUGGUUGUGGCGGUAACGAAAAUAACUUCCACAGCUUUGAAGAGUGUGACGGUGCUUGUGGUCGAGUUGAGGACGCUUGUGGACUUCGACCUGCGUAUGGUCGCUGCUCGGAGAAUGAGACUAGGUGGUACUACGAUGGGCGCAGUCAACGGUGCCAUUCGUUUACAUUUAGCGGCUGCCAAGGUAACGCCAACAAUUUCUACUCGGAACAAGAGUGCGAACAGCAGUGCAGACCACGUGAGCAGGUUCCUCCUGAGCAACCAGAUGUUCGACCACCAGUUUCCGUUAGCAUUUGUGAUGAGCCUUAUGAGUAUGGCACGGGAGGCGAUCCGAAGAUCGUGUAUGUCUUCAACAAGGAACGAGCAACGUGUGAGCAAAAUUAUUACAGCGGUGAAGGAGGCAACGGAAACCGAUUCUCAUCUCACGAGCAAUGCGAACGAGUUUGCGGCGAAUACCGAGGAAUAGAUGUUUGUAGGGAAGCGAAGGAUUCGGGUCCGUGUGAUGAGGAACAUCCGAGAUUCUACUUCGAUUCGCGAACGAGAAGAUGCCAUGAGUUCAACUAUAGCGGCUGUGAGGGCAACGGUAACCGGUUUGUCACCAUUGAUGAAUGCGAAUCGACGUGCUCUGGUUCUCAAGUUGACCCCGCGGUGGAUCCAUGCCAGGAAUACAUCGAGGAAUGCGAUCGCAUCCACUGCCCAUACGGAGUUGCCCGAUCGUACGACGCACACAACAAUUGCGAACGUUGCUCUUGUGAGGAUCCUUGUGCCAACACACGCUGUCCUUCUGGAACCGAAUGUGCCGUGGAUUUGCAGAGCGACCACCGAGAUGACAGCGUAUUCGUAGCUAUUUGCAGACCAACCAGUAAGGAUGGCGAAUGCCCACGUUUGGCAAAUGCUACUAUCUGUCAGGAUGCUUGCCGCACUGAUGCCGACUGUCGAAGCGAUAACAAGUGUUGCCAGGCUGGAUGCGCAACGGUCUGUGUUCCACCAGUUCAGCCUGAGGUCGAGCAACCUCCGCCCUAUGAACCGGGAGUACCAGCUCCGCCAUCUCUGGAACCGGUCCCUGAAGAAGACUUGGACAUUAAGUCCGAGGAAGGUGGCAUUGCUACACUGCGCUGCUACGCUACUGGAUUCCCGCCUCCGUCCAUCCGAUGGAAGAAGGGUGAAGUUGUGCUCAACACCAACCAAGGACGGUUUGUCUUGACAUCGAAUGGAGAUCUUCAGAUUGUGCAGCUACAUCGCACUGACAGUGGUACUUAUGUAUGUAUCGCGGACAACGGAAUCGGCGAACCGGUUCUGCGUGAGGUUAAACUUCAGGUUAACGAUCCUGUUCCACGAGAUGCCUACAUAGUAGGUACGAACAGUACAGAGGUGGUGGAACUAGAUCAACCAGCUACGUUACGCUGUCCAGCCGGAGGUUAUCCGAAACCAAUCGUAACCUGGUGGAGGGACACACUAAUGAUGCCCAUCAAGCUUAUCAAUCGUGACUACUCGCUUCAAUUCACCCGGGUUCGGAUGACUGAUCUGGGUCCGUACGUUUGCCAGGCAUACUCUGGUGCCGGAAAAGGUAUCUCCAAGACGGUUACCCUCAAAGCUUACGGCCCAGUUCAGAUCACUGAUCCGGUGGAUGAAAAGUAUCUACGUUAUAUUGUCCAUACGCGCCCUACACUUCCUCCUACUCACCGACCUUGGCCCGGUUAUCAUCCUCGACCCACUCCGCCUGCAGUGUUUACCCCUGCUCCACCGCCAACGCGAAGACCGGAACCAGUUCCAGUGUCUGCGCGACAGGAAUUCCCCUUCGGCAAUCAGUUCGCUCCGAACAGCAAUGUCACGAUUCGUUGCAUGGUCGAUGGGUAUCCGAGGCCCACGGUCAACUGGUACAAGGAUGGCCGAUUUAUGGAACCUACCAACCGUAUUCACAUCGAGGAGGACAACACGCUGCAGAUCUUUGGGGCAUUGCCGACAGAUGCCGGUGCCUACAAGUGCCUAGCAAGGAACGAACAUUCCGAAGCGUUCGAGGAGAACACCAUCCGGGUGGAAGGUGUCUACAUACCAGCAGGUUGCACGGAUAGUCCGUUCCUGGCCAAGUGUUCCCUGAUCGUUCAGGCACGGUUCUGUAACCACAAAUACUACGCCCGGUUCUGCUGCAAGUCGUGUACGUUGGCAGGCCAGCUACGUCACUAGGAUUUCGAGGAAAUUGUUUUGAUGUGUUCUUCACCACAAUGUGAAUAGCGAGCAAUGUGCGAAUGUUCCGAUUAUGUAUCUACGAGUGUGCUAUACAGUAAAUGAGUGCAAUGAAGAGUGCCAGCGUGAAUGUUGAUAACGAGCAAUAGAUUAUAAGUCUCUAUACUUUAAGUUUUUUCACGAUUCGGACAAACCCCAAAAAAAAAAAAAACGAUCGAACGAAAGUUUGAAAAUUCGAACAAAAUUUCCAAAACAUUAUUUUUAGUCAAUUCUAACUCUGCAAAGUGCAACUGUGUUAGGGCUCAUGAUUGUAACCAGAACGAUACACGUCGAAAAAAAAAACACUGGAAAC
Molecule: messenger RNA, 7907 nt
Organism: Uranotaenia lowii
Lineage: Eukaryota; Metazoa; Arthropoda; Insecta; Diptera; Culicidae
Product: papilin-like
Exons: 15
Coding region: 377-7555 (2392 amino acids)
Biological process (GO): extracellular matrix organization
Cellular component (GO): extracellular region; extracellular matrix
Molecular function (GO): metalloendopeptidase activity; serine-type endopeptidase inhibitor activity
Source: RefSeq, a predicted model, not a curated record